UGAAAUGUAAAAAUGUUCAAGCGGCAACUGGAAAAGAAAAGUUACAGAAACUUUGAAGGCUCACGUAAUUAUGCGCAUUGCACCGCUGCCACUUAUCCUUGCGACUCUCCUACUUCUGAUCACAUUAACGAGCUCGCAGGCCCAGGAGCUGCACCGUCAGUUUCAACGCAUGGGUCACGGAGAGGGCGAGGAGUGCGGCAGCUCUGACCACCAGGCUGGCUGUGGCAUGACUUUAAAUCGAGGCAACUCGAAGCAAACGGCCACGAAUAUAGCCCAGAAAGCCGCCCAGGAAGCCAAGCAGGCUUCGGACACACAACAGCCGGCGGCCGAGGCUGCUGCCCGGCAAGUCAAGACGCAGUUGGCCGAGAAGGCCUUGCAGGCGGCCAAAGCAGCCGAAGCGGCUUUAGCGGGCAAGCAGCAAAUUGUCGAGCAACUGGAGCAGGAGGUGCGCGAGGCCGAGAUGGUGGUGCAGGAGGAGAGCUCAUCAAUGAGCAGCUCCCAAAGCAAUCUGAACUCUGCGGCCACGGCCGCCAAACAGGCACACUUCCUGCUACAGGCCCUCCAAAAUUCCAUCAAAAUAGCCCAGGAGAAUGUGGGAAAUGCGGAUGCGGCGGCCAGCGGCGCCCAGCAGGAGCUCAUCGAGAAGACCCAGCUGGUGGAGGCGGCACGCAAUCGUGUGGAGAUGCUGCUGCGCCAACUAAGCUCGGCACGGGCCGACUAUGGGAAUACCAAGAAGGCUGCCUAUAAGGCUGCCUGUGCGGCCAGCGAGGCGCGACAAAAGGCGGCACGCACACGA
Molecule: messenger RNA, 796 nt
Organism: Scaptodrosophila lebanonensis
Lineage: Eukaryota; Metazoa; Arthropoda; Insecta; Diptera; Drosophilidae
Exons: 2
Source: RefSeq, a predicted model, not a curated record